Ruditapes philippinarum (Manila clam) is the source of this 2195-nucleotide messenger RNA. Its product is annotated as guanylate-binding protein 1-like. Bases 1 to 2031 code for a protein of 676 amino acids. The transcript is spliced from 11 exons. The record is from RefSeq and is a predicted model, not a curated record. Lineage: Eukaryota; Metazoa; Mollusca; Bivalvia; Venerida; Veneridae. Gene Ontology annotation, molecular function: GTPase activity; GTP binding.
AUGGACAGAAAAACAGCCGAUUACUCAGAUAAACAGUCAACUCCAACUCCGGAUGAUAAGUCCACUCAAAGUCAGUCACCAAAAGAGACAGACGCGUUUGAUAAGAAAACCGGCAAUGAAUUCGACAAAGAAUUACGUGUAAAAAUGGUAGACGUGUCUGCCAGUCAAAGCCGCAGGUGGUCUCCAAAUGAAAUGGAAAUAUUCCAACAUCCCAUGUGCUUGAUCGGUGCCGAAAAUGUAAAAAACGAAAUUGGAGAAGAAACUAAAAUACUUUUAAAGAGCGAGGAACAAGUGUUUGAUCAAAUAGCAAAGAUAGAUUGGCCAAUGGUUGUUGUAGCCGUCGCGGGUGUGUACAGAACUGGAAAAUCGUAUCUAAUGAAUCGUCUGGCGGACUCGAGCAAAGGUUUCGCGCUGGGAGAUACGAUUGAAUCAAAAACCAAGGGCAUUUGGGCAUGGUGUAAAAUACAUCCCAAAUUAUCGAACACUGUUCUGCUGCUUCUUGAUACCGAAGGACUUGGCGAUGUUGAAAAGGGUGACCCAAGUCAUGACAACAAGAUUUUUACUCUAGCGACACUCCUUUGCAACUGUUUAGUUUACAACAUGAAGGGAGCUUUUGAUAACGACGCCGUCUCUAAACUCACAUUUGUUACAGAAAUGGCAAGUAAUAUAAGAUAUCGUGGAAAAUCUUCUGAGGAUAAUGAGUUAAUCAAUCUAAUAAUUCCUGACUUCGUUCUCUGUUUGAGAGAUUUCAGUCUAAAAUUGAUAAAAGAUGGGAACAAGAUAACAGAAAACGAUUAUCUUGAGCAAAGUUUAGCGGAGAAUAAAAGCAAAGCAGACCAGUUCAACAAACCAAGAGCAUGCAUCAGAAAAUACUUUACGAAACGCGAGUGCUUUGCUUUCCCAGUUCCGGGUGAUGCUGAUGUUCUUGAGAAUCUUGAAACUUUGAGCUUUACCCAGUUAUCUACCAGGUUCAAGGACGUAACAUCUCGAUUUACAUCCUUCAUAUACUCAAUACCACCUAAGACGUUGGUUAUCAGUAAACCAAUAAAUGGACAAAUGUUCGUUUCACUAGCUACCCACUACGUAACAGCUAUCAAACACGGUGCUGUCCCAGAUGUUGAUGAUGCAUUUACAGCUGUAGCGAAAAUAGAGAAUUCUAGAGUUGAAAAAGAGGCUCUAGAUAUCUUUGAAAAUGAAAUGGAAAAAGUAAUGCUGCCAAUAUCUGAAAACGAUUUGGGGAAGCGUUACACAAGCAUACAAAAGAUAGCGCUAGAUCAUCUCCGACAGAAUGUUGUACAUGACUUUCAAGCGAAAUGUGAAAUGCAAGCUCAGAGGAAAAUGGAUGCAAUGUGGGGCAAGAUAAAAACAACUAACGAGGAAAAAGUUAGAGAAAAAUGUGAGAAUACAUUGCAUAGUUUGUCUAUGAAGUAUCUUCGCAAUAAUAUAGUAAAUGAAGAAUAUGAAAAAGCAGGUGGUCAUCGGAGAUACAAGCGUGAUAUGGAAAGAAUCAAAGAUGAAUACGUCGGUGUGCUAAAAGACUUCAAGGAGAACGAGAUUAUAUCUACAUGGUAUGGAUUUGUAGAAAGUAUGUCCAAAACUGAAGCCAAAAUAGUUGAAGCUGAUGAAAACUUGUCACAGCAGGAGAAAGAAGCCGAGCAAAAACGAAACAAAGAAGAACACGACGAAUUAUUGAAGAAACAACAAAAAGCUCAAGAGGAUGCGUUAAAACAACAGCGACAAGAUUUGGCAAAUCAUUACGAAAAGUUAGAAAAAGAUCGCCGUGAACAGCAAGCAAAAGAUCAAGAAAAGUAUAAAACAAUGGUGACAGAAAGGUUGGAGAAGGAAGCAGCACAAAAUGAAGUUAAACGCUUACAAAAGCAACAAGAAGAUGCAGAUAAGGAAGCCAAACGCCUUAGACAGGAACAAGAAAAAGCUCAAGAGGAAGCUAAGAAGUUAAAAGACAAAGAAAUAGAGAGGAAACAAAAGUGGUUUGGUGCAAGUAUGUGGAAUGCGUUUUGGAAAAACGACUAAACCAUAAACAUUUUUAUUUAUUUAACAUGCUGAGAAUAUUUUUAGAUUUUAAUUUUAACCCAUGUGUUUUGCUUUUGAAGAAGAUAUCCAUGUUAUUUAAAUUUGCUUUGCUGUGUCAUAAUACAUGUGGUAUUGCGUUAUUAAAACGUGUGUUUACCGUAUAA